AUGAUUUUAACGAAAAAAUUCUAUCAUAUUUUGCUGUAUUUACGAUAUCUUCAGAAGGUUCGUUACUGGAAACGUCUUGGUGUGGAAAAUAUAGAUUUAUGGGAAUUAUAUCAGCGUUCAAAGGUAUUGCCCUCAGGCAUUAACCUCAAUAAAUACUAUCGGCAAAUGUACAAUGAAAAGAAGCCAUUUAUGGUGAUCGAAUGUCUAUUGGAUUCCAUGCUGUUUGUACAGGAUUUGGAGGCGAUCAAAGAAAUAAUGAUAACACAAUUUGAAAAUUUUCCCGAUCGUGGUUUCUAUGUGAAUCAUCGCGAAGCCUUGAGUGUGAAUUUAUCGCGUCUAGAAUAUGACAUGUGGAAACCAGUGCGCCAUAAAUUGACACCCAGUUUUUCUCCAGCUAAGGUGCGCAACAUGUUUCCCAUUUUGCUGGAAGUCACACAAAAGUUGAUAAAAGUUUUGGCAGAGGACAGCCAAAGGGCACUGGAUAACCAAAUCGAAAUUUUAGAUUUAUGUUCUCGCUUUACCAUCGACAUUAUAGGUAAUGUGGCCUUUGGCAUUGAAUGCAAUAGCCUUGAAAAUCCACAGACAGAAUUUCUCUUGCAAGGCAAUCGUGCCUUUCUUGGAAUUCUUAAUCCAUUUUGGGAUAUGUUUGGCAACAAAUAUCCCAAAGUUUUGCAGUUCUUAAAUGUUUAUGUCUUUAGCAGGGAGAGUAAUGCAUUUUUUAAGCGAAUAUUUCAAGAAACUAAGGCAUUUCGGGAGAAGAAUAAUGUGCGUCGCAAUGAUUUUAUGGAUCUUCUGCUCGAGUUAAAGUUAGAGCAUGGCGAGGACAAAGAUUUUCCUUUGACCUCUGACCUGCUGGUGGGGCAAUUAUUUGCUUUUUUCAUAGCUGGCUUUGAGACAAAUGCUUGUACCUUGACCUAUGCCCUGUACGAAUUGGCCAAGCAUCCGGAUAUACAAGAAAAAGCCCGCCAAGAAGUCAUGCAGCUAAAGGCAGCAAAUAAUCAAAAGCUUACUUAUGAUAGUAUGAAGCAACUGAAAUUUCUAAAGGCCAUAGUACAAGAAACUUUACGCAAAUACCCCAUCGGCUCUGUAAUGCCUCGCGUUUGUGUACGCCAAUGUACCAUUAAAACCUCUUACAAUACUACCUUGACCAUACAACCUGGCACCUUUGUGCUUAUACCAUUUUAUGGAGAGUACGAACGUUACUUUGAAAUAUCGAUUAAACUUUCAGAGAGUUUUACUCCAAAAGACACCAAAGGAUAUGUAACCUUACAGAGGAAAACCCGAGAGCAGCAGUGA
Stomoxys calcitrans (stable fly) is the source of this 1296-nucleotide messenger RNA. RefSeq names its product cytochrome P450 6a22. Gene Ontology annotation, molecular function: iron ion binding; monooxygenase activity; oxidoreductase activity, acting on paired donors, with incorporation or reduction of molecular oxygen. The transcript is spliced from 4 exons. Bases 1 to 1296 code for a protein of 431 amino acids. Lineage: Eukaryota; Metazoa; Arthropoda; Insecta; Diptera; Muscidae. The record is from RefSeq and is a predicted model, not a curated record.